This is a messenger RNA of Lepisosteus oculatus (spotted gar), 3081 nucleotides long. Its product is annotated as plastin-3. The record is from RefSeq and is a predicted model, not a curated record. Gene Ontology annotation, molecular function: actin filament binding; calcium ion binding. Gene Ontology annotation, cellular component: cytoplasm; actin filament; actin filament bundle. NCBI's taxonomy places the organism in Eukaryota, Metazoa, Chordata, Actinopteri, Semionotiformes, Lepisosteidae. Gene Ontology annotation, biological process: actin filament network formation; actin filament bundle assembly.
GACCUUGGCAUUCAAAUGGAAGGUUCAACGUGCUAUGAAUCAAACAAGCCCAGUAAAUCCACCUUUAAGGGUACUUGGCUGGAUUCCAAAACAUUCAGUGUUGCUCUUUCCGAGUGGUGUUCUAACUUUUCAGGUAUAAGAACCGGUAACAGUCUUGGAGCAGAACCGGAAGGAUCUCAGAGGGAGAUGGCGGGCAAGAUCUCGAAGGACGAGCUCGAGGAGCUAAGGGAGGCUUUUGAAAAAGUUGAUCUCAAUGGGAAUGGCUACAUCUGUGACUAUGAGCUACACGAACUAUUCAAGGAGGCUAAUCUUCCUCUCCCUGGCUACAAAGUGCGGGAAAUAAUUCAGAGGCUUAUGGAGGAGGGCGACAAAGACAAGGAUAACAGGAUCAGCUUUGAUGAGUUUGUUUCUAUUUUUCAAGAAUUGAAAAGCAGCGACAUUGCCAAGAGCUUCCGGAAAGCCAUCAACAGGAAGGAAGGAAUUUUGGCUAUCGGUGGCACUUCAGAGCUUUCCAGUGAAGGAACACAGCAUUCUUUCUCAGAGGAAGAAAGGUUUGCCUUUGUAAACUGGGUAAACAAAGCACUGGAGAAUGACCCUGACUGCAAGCAUGUUGUUCCUAUGGAUCCCAAUUCAAACUCUCUGUUCAAAGCUGUUGGAGAUGGAAUCGUGUUGUGCAAAAUGAUCAAUCUGUCAGUACCGGAUACAAUUGAUGAAAGGACAAUAAAUAAGAAGAAGCUGACGCCUUUUACGACACAGGAAAACCUGAAUUUGGCCCUGAACUCCGCCUCUGCUAUCGGUUGCCACGUUGUCAACAUUGGAGCUCAGGACCUACGAGAAGGAAAGCCUCACCUGGUGCUGGGGCUACUGUGGCAGAUCAUCAAGAUUGGUCUGUUUGCCGACAUUGAGCUGAGCAAGAAUGAAGCUUUGGCUGCCUUGCUGCGCGAUGGAGAGACUCUGGAGGACCUGAUGAAGCUGUCUCCUGAAGAGCUGCUCUUGAGGUGGGCCAACUUCCAUCUGGAGAAUGCUGGCUGGAACAAAAUCAACAACUUUAGCUCCGACAUUAAGCUAGCAGACUUCAGUAAUUCAGUAAAGGAUUCAAGGGCCUAUUUCCAUCUCCUGAACCAGAUAGCGCCUAAAGGGACCAAAGAAGGCGAGACACGCAUUGACAUCAAUAUGUCUGGGUUUAAUGAGAAAGACGACUUGAAGAGAGCAGAGUUAAUGCUACAGGAGGCAGAGAAACUGGGCUGCCGACAGUUUGUCACCCCAUCAGAUGUGGUCAGUGGGAACCCCAAGCUGAAUUUGGCUUUUGUUGCCAACUUGUUCAAUAAGUACCCAGCACUGAUAAAGCCAGAGAACCAGGACAUCGACUGGGGGCUGCUGGAAGGUGAGACAAGGGAGGAAAGAACCUUCCGGAACUGGAUGAAUUCUUUGGGUGUGAACCCCCACGUCAAUCACUUGUUUGCUGACCUGCAAGAUGCCCUGGUUAUUCUUCAGCUUUACGAAAAUAUUAAGGUUCGGGUCGACUGGAAUAGAGUGAAUAAACCACCAUAUCCUAAGAUUGGGACCAAUAUGAAAAAGCUGGAGAACUGCAACUAUGCGGUGGACCUGGGUAAAAAAGAUGCUAAAUUCUCCCUGGUGGGGAUUGGUGGACAGGACCUGAACGAUGGCAAUCCUACUCUGACGUUGGCCGUGGUAUGGCAGCUGAUGAGGAGGUACACACUUAAUGUAUUGGAACACUUGGGAGAUGGAGAGAAGGCCACAGAUGAAAUCAUUGUUAAGUGGGUCAAUAAGGCACUAUCGGAGGCUGGCAAGAAAACCAAAAUCCAGAGCUUCAAGGACAAAGAAAUUAGUUCCAGUUUGCCCGUUUUGGACUUGAUUGAUGCCAUCCAACCCAGCUCAAUCAAUUAUGAUUUGGUAAAGACGGGGAGUCUUUCGGAAGAGGACAAACUGGAAAAUGCCAAGUACGCUAUCUCCAUGGCCCGGAAAAUUGGAGCCCGAGUUUAUGCCCUCCCUGAAGACCUAGUGGAGGUGAAGCCCAAGAUGGUCAUGACAGUCUUCGCCUGCUUGAUGGGAAGAGGAAUGAAGAAAGUGUAACGCUGCCACCCUGGUGCUGCAAAGCAAACGUCUUGCCCACAAGCCAUUUUGCUGGUUAAAAGGCUUUUGGUUAAAGGAUUUAAUACAGCCAUCAUUUGAAAUAUCACUACAUUUCUAAACAGUUUUGCUUAGCAAGACAGCAUUGUAAUAAGGGUUCUUCGAGGUUAGAAGCCCUCCCCUCUCUUUUCCCACUCCAAUGGUUUGAUUUGCUAAGGUACACAUUGAAAUGCAUUCAUAUCUUAUGACCCAAAUGUCCAUGUGUUGGUUUAAGCCAUGGAAGGGAACUUGUGUGUUUUAGAAUUUGCAUAUUAAUCUGGGUAACAUUUUCGAGGGGAGGUUUAUAGUUUUGCAGUCGCAAUCUGAAAGGUUUGGGGUUGUUUUAUUAGACUAUACAUCUCGAUCAAAUUAUUUGGAACUUAAACAGGGCUCACUGAAUGCAGUAUUGCUGUUAUGCAGUGCUUUCUUUUGUACCAUUCAAAUGAAUGCUUAUUUUCUUAUUUUUUAUACUUGUAUACCAAAAACAAAGUACAUCCAUAAAUCCAUUCCAGGUAGAAGCUUUAAUACAUUCCACAGUUAUGAACGCAUUUUAGUAUGUGUCUUGCAUAUCUGUAUACUCAGACAUGCUUUUUACAUUAAAAAUUUAAGAGAUAUAGAACUAUGCAUGAAAAACUCAGCAUUUUUAUUUAAAUCAUUAUCCAUUCUGAAAAAAAGCUUUUAUGGCAGGAGAAAUACCAUAUGUCCAGAAGAUGGGGAGUGAGAAAUUUGUUGAAGUUGUACUGUUAAGGGUCAAGGUUAUUUUUACAGCUUGAAAGAGGUGCUGUCACCACUGGUUCACAGAAUUAAACUUUGUUGAGAAAUAAUUAAAGGUUGUGGCUGUAUUAUGCUUUGUAAUUUCUGGAUAAAAGUUUAUUGAAUAAAAACUUCAUUGUAACAAAACCUGUAACUUGGUGACAACUCGUUAACUAGAAUAAAUCUAUUUCCAGCAGA